Echinococcus granulosus is the source of this 360-nucleotide messenger RNA. RefSeq lists its product as hypothetical. The record is from RefSeq and is a predicted model, not a curated record. Bases 1 to 360 code for a protein of 119 amino acids. NCBI's taxonomy places the organism in Eukaryota, Metazoa, Platyhelminthes, Cestoda, Cyclophyllidea, Taeniidae. The transcript has 3 exons.
AUGUUUAAAAAUCGUCCUUUAAUAUACCUUCGUAUUCCACGCACAAUCAUUAGUUGUAAAGGAAUUCAAAGCCAUAUCUCGAUGGCACAUUACUCAACAAUAAGAAAAUUGGAAACAUCUCUUUGUCUUUACUGUUGGUAUCAAGAAAUGAAGAAGCGCAAAAGUAGUUUUCAUUUGAAGCUUGCAGAGCCUUCUAAGCUGGUUAGUACUUUGUCAUGCAUCUUCAAAUGCUACUUGGGCUUAAAAGAUGACAUAUACUUAAAGUGUUUUGUUAAUUGUCGUAGUUGGGAUAUUUACGUUGAACAAAUAGUAGUCAAAAUCGAUUCUGAUGAAGUUCUCUUUUGUGGUGUUUACUUCUAA